AUGUCCCGUUAUACUAUAUACUAUGUCGAAUUAUCGCACCCAGAUAACUCCAUACCAGUGAACCGGUUUGUAACUCCGCUUCAUAUCGUACCUGAAUGGUACUUUUUAGCAUAUUAUGCGGUGUUAAAAGUAAUCCCAUCCAAAACCGGUGGUUUGUUAGUAUUUAUGUCCUCUCUCAUUAACUUAGCUCUUUUAUCUGAAAUUCGAGCUUUGAAUACUCGAAUGUUGAUACGACAACAUUUUAUGACUCGAAAUGUAGUCAGUGGAUGGGUAAUUAUUUGGGUAUACAGUAUGAUCUUCUUGAUUAUUAUUGGUAGUGCUAUUCCACAAGCGACUUAUAUCUUAUAUGGUAGAUUAGCUACUAUCGUAUAUCUUACUACCGGAUUGGUUCUAUGCUUAUACUAA
Molecule: messenger RNA, 405 nt
Organism: Besnoitia besnoiti
Lineage: Eukaryota; Apicomplexa; Conoidasida; Eucoccidiorida; Sarcocystidae
Product: cytochrome b
Exons: 2
Coding region: 1-405 (134 amino acids)
Biological process (GO): mitochondrial electron transport, ubiquinol to cytochrome c
Cellular component (GO): membrane
Molecular function (GO): electron transfer activity
Source: RefSeq, a predicted model, not a curated record